Molecule: messenger RNA, 1341 nt
Organism: Acanthaster planci (crown-of-thorns starfish)
Lineage: Eukaryota; Metazoa; Echinodermata; Asteroidea; Valvatida; Acanthasteridae
Gene: use1
Product: unconventional SNARE in the ER 1
Biological process (GO): retrograde vesicle-mediated transport, Golgi to endoplasmic reticulum
Cellular component (GO): endoplasmic reticulum; SNARE complex
Molecular function (GO): SNAP receptor activity
Source: RefSeq, a predicted model, not a curated record
UUUCCAGAUUACAUGCCAAACCUGUGGAGUUGUCAGGGGUUAUGACUACAGCGUAAAUUGUUUUCAUGUAUCAUCAUUUUGUAUGGGAUGACUGUAGAAUACAAGAUUAACAUUUGGUGUUAGUUUUAGUGGAGGUAAACAUCUAUAACUUGGCUACCUAAGUUGGAGUCGACCCGGGCCGCGGUGACGGUGCGUAUUGGUCGUAGCACAUAAGGAUGGCGAUGGCAUCCAGGCUUGAGAUCAACCUCCAGAGAUUGCUGACAAGAUGUGAGGCCAUGGCUGGAGAACAGGACCACGGAGACUGGCGAUUGGAGAAGUUUGUGGGCGCACUUCAAGAAAAACUUGCUGAACUAAAACGAUCCCCCAGUUUGCCCAGUCAAGAAGCACUUGCAGAAUAUGCCAAGAAGAUCGACUUCUUGAAGGGCCUCAUCCAAACAGAAAAACUGACCUCGGCCAGUGACAAGGCCAUGGCCAGUCAGCUUCUAGCCCCAGCCCACUCAUCGACCAGCAUCUCGUCUGAGCCCAAGACGCACUCCAAAGUUCUGCCAACAUCUUCCAAAGACCUCCAUCUGCAGGCGACGUCCAGAUAUGCAAAUGAGAUGAGACGGGAGCUUUUGGAGACUGAUGAUUUACAGGAGAAUGGAUUGAGGCAUAGAAGAUUACAUGACCCUGACGACAAGGCAUCGUCAGAUGACCUGGAUGCAGUGCUCCAGCAUCACCACAACAUGCAGGAGAAGCUGGCGGAGGAGAUGCUGUCACUGACUAGAAGCCUCAAACACAACACGGUAGCGGCCAGCAACAUCAUCCAAGAGGAUAAUAGGCGGCUCGGGGAGACCAUCCAGCUAGCCGACAGCAACUACGGCAGGCUCAAAGUAGAGAGCGAACGUCUGCAGCAGCACACCCAGCGGGCCUGCAACUGGUGGCUCUGGGGCUCCCUGCUCUGUGUCAGCAUCGUUUUCCUCUGGAUGAUCAUCUUCAUACGGUUCUUCCCCAAGCCCAGGUAACACGCCUAAACCCCUCGGCUGGGAGGAGGGUGGGGUUUUACGGACAGUGUGGCCUUGGACAAACCUCUGUGGUAUGGUUUAUGCUGCAGAGAACACAGUACUCCUGAUUACACUUCAGGUUGAGCCUGUCAUGCACCAGCAAAGAAGGAUGUGGGUUUUGAAUCGGUCCAAAAUGUGAAAGCUACUGGUAUUUUGCCUCUGACAGAGUAUGAAAUCAAGUACCUUCACACUGAAGCACAACACUCAUUCAUGCCACCAUGUUGGGAAUAGAGUACCGAAGUGAAUACGUCGUGCGCACAAUUAGUGUGUAAAAGACAUUAGCACGAGAACCAGCGUG